Molecule: messenger RNA, 915 nt
Organism: Naegleria fowleri
Lineage: Eukaryota; Heterolobosea; Eutetramitea; Acrasida; Naegleriidae
Exons: 1
Coding region: 1-915 (304 amino acids)
Biological process (GO): protein modification process
Source: RefSeq, a predicted model, not a curated record
AUGCAGCCCAACACACUUUCUCACGUCAUGCCACUGCAUCAAUUCCAACAACCAGUGAAAUCUCUCUUCCGAAUGAUUUUUCUACGGAACAAACAAUAUCCAAUCUAUGAUAUGUUGCGAUUAGAAGAAAGUAUCAUGAGAUGCGAUAGUAAUAAGGAAAAUAUUUACAUCCUUACCAAUGAAGGAACUCCUGAAAAAAGUAUUAUUAUGGGAAGCAGUGGAAAUGUUGAAAAGUUGGUCUUCACAGAGAAUACGACACUAGAUAAGGUUCCGAUAGUGAAAAGAUUUUCUGGAGGUGGAACGGUACUUGUUGAUGACAAAACCAUAUUUGUGUCAAUUGUUGGAUCACAUCAAUUUUUGAAAUAUUCAAGUUUUGACCCAAAUUUAACGAGAAAAAUUAUAGAAAGAGAACAUGACCAUGAAAUCCAAUAUAAAGCAUAUCCAGAAGAGAUUAUGUCAUGGACCUAUGGUUUUUAUAAUCCAAUUUUCCCUCCAAGUUUGAAUUUCAAAUUGCGAGAAAAUGAUUAUAUUUUCUAUGGAGGUAAAAAGUUUGGUGGAAAUGCCCAAUAUGUGACUGGAGGAAAAUCUCAACGAUGGGUACAUCAUACAUCAUUUCUAUGGGACAUGAAUAGUGAAUGGAUGGAAAGAUAUUUGAAAAUGCCAGAAAAGAAACCUGAAUAUAGACAUUCCAGAUCUCAUACUGAUUUUCUAGUAACUUUGAAGAACAGUUUGUGCAAAGAGAAUGAAUCUAUUAGAGAUUCAUCAGAUUUUGUGAAUUUAAUUCGACAAAGAGUUCAUGAUUUGAGCCACAACGAAUGGAAGGAGCAUGUGAAAGAGUUUGUCGAAUUAAAUUCGUACGAUGAUUUUCAACAUUUUAUAAAAGAAAACACCCUCAUAAGGACAACUUUGGUGUGA